Messenger RNA from Scomber japonicus (chub mackerel), 3785 nucleotides. RefSeq names its product hook microtubule-tethering protein 1 (gene hook1). Lineage: Eukaryota; Metazoa; Chordata; Actinopteri; Scombriformes; Scombridae. Gene Ontology annotation, molecular function: dynein light intermediate chain binding; microtubule binding. Bases 89 to 2236 code for a protein of 715 amino acids. Gene Ontology annotation, cellular component: cytoplasm; centrosome. The transcript has 22 exons. Gene Ontology annotation, biological process: cytoplasmic microtubule organization; cytoskeleton-dependent intracellular transport. The record is from RefSeq and is a predicted model, not a curated record.
GUGAGGUCAAAUGCAGAGGAAAGGAGGAGCGGAAGAGCUUUGCUGACAGGUGGAGAAAACAUUUUAGCUUUUAGCUAAAAGGCAACAAAUGGACGAGAAUAAAACGGUGUUGGUCGAGAGCCUGAUAAUAUGGCUGCAGACCUUCAACACUUCAGCACCCUGCAGAACAGUGGAGGAGCUGACCACUGGAGCGGCAAUAUCACAGGCACUGCAUCAAAUAGACCCAGCGUGGUUUUCUGAUGGAUGGCUCGGUCGCAUCAAAACAGAUGUUGAUGACAACUGGAGACUGAAGGUGAGCAACCUAAAGAAGAUUCUUCAGAUGGUUGUUGACUAUUAUAAUGAGGUCCUAGCACAGGAGAUCUCUGACUUCCCCAUGCCAGAUCUGGCCAUGGUGGCAGAACAUUCAGACCCUGUGGAGCUGGGGAGGCUGCUGCAGCUCAUACUGGGCUGUGCUGUCAAAUGUGAACGCAAACAAGAAUACAUUCAGAUCAUCAUGACCUUGGAGGAGUCUGUGCAGCAUGUCGUCAUGACGGCUAUCCAGGAGCUCAUGAGUAAAGAGACCAUGGCCCCAUUUGGAGCAGAGCUGUCGGGGGACUUGGAACGGCAGCUCAAAAAAGCUUUGGAGGACCUCACUGAACUUUUAGCAGAGAAGGAAGCUUUAGCCCAGCGCUGUCAAGAGCUGGAUAUACAGGUGGCCGUUCUUCAAGAGGAACGGAACAGCUUAUUGGCCGAGAAUGAUGUCCUAACUGACCGAGCCAAUCAGCUGGACACAUUUGAUGACCCAAGCACACCCUCAGGGAGGAAACACAACCAGUUACAGCAGCAGCUAGAGGCUCUGCAGGAAGAGAACUUCAGGCUGGAGGCUGCAAAGGAUGAUUACCGGAUCCACUGUGAAGAGCUGGAGAAGCAGCUGAUUGAGGUUCAGCACCGUAAUGAUGAUCUCAACAGCCUGGCAGAAGAGUCUCGAGCACUCAGAGAUGAGCUGGACGUUCUGAGGAACUGCUCAGAUCGUGUGGUGAUGCUGGAGGCCUCAGUGGACACGUACAAGCGUAAGCUGGAGAAUUUGGGUGAUCUGAAGAGGCAGAUGAAGCUGCUGGAGGAGAAUAACAUGACCUACAUGCACAACACUGUCAGUUUGGAGGAAGAGCUGCGCAAGGCCAACGCUGCACGUGCACAGCUCGAGACAUACAAGAGACAGGUCCAGGAGCUACACAGCAAGUUGUCUGAGGAGUCGAGGCGAGCAGACAACCUGGCCUUUGAGAUGAAGAAGUUGGAGGAAAAGCAUGAAACUGUGAUGAAGGAGAAAGAGAGGAUCAUCAUCGAGAGAGAUUCUUUGAAGGAGAUCAACGAGGAGCUGCGCUGCACUCAGGCUCAACAGCACCAGCUUUCCCAAGCAGGAAUGAUUCCUUCCAGCAGCCCCAGCCACGAUAACCUGGCAGCUGAAUUAAUACCCAUUGAGUACAGAGAAAAGUUCAUCAGGCUGCAGCAUGAAAACAAGAUGCUGAGAGUUCAGCAGGAGGACUGUGAGAGGGAGAAGAUUGCUACUCUACAGGCCCAGCUUCAGGAAGCACAUAAGAAACGUAGUGAACUGGACACUGAGAACAGACUGAGCCGAGAGCAGGUCAGGGAGCUGCAGCAGCAGGUUGAGGACCUCCAAAAGGCUCUGCAGAGUCAGGCAGCCAAACCUGAUGAUUCAAACCUGAAGCGGAAACUCGAUGCACACAUGGUCCAGCUGAAUGAGGCCCAAGAUGAAAUCAUGAAGAAGAAAGAGCUGCUGGAGGACCUUCAGCCUGACAACACUCAAACCUCCUUAAAGCUGGAUGAGCUGAUGGCAGCUCUGAAGAAGAAGGAUGAUGACAUGAGAGCCAUGGAAGAAAGGUACAAGAUGUACCUGGAAAAAGCUCGCAAUGUGAUACGAGCGCUGGACCCGAAGCUGAAUCCAGCCACCGCUGAGAUCCAGUCUCUGAGGAACCAGCUGGCAGACCGGGACAAGCAAAUUCUCAACCUUGAUCGUCAGUGCGAACAGGCCAGACUGAGAGAGUAUGAGGAGAAGCUGAUUGUCACAGCGUGGUAUAACAAGAGUGUGAGCUUUCAGAAGUUGGCCAUUGAGUCGCGACUCGGCCGCUCAUCCUCUGUGCUGUCCCCUGGUCAGUCCUUCUUAUCCCAACAGCGGCAAGUCUCAAACGCCCCCCGCCGGGCACUCUCCAUCAGCGUGCCUGCCACUACCUCCAAGUAGACCUUGUGACACACAGAGCCAAAUGUCUCACCUUAUUCAGUUAAGGGAAAACUCCACCUUCACUCCCUCCCACAAGUGAGCACUCAAGUGACCUUAAACACAUCUGCUCUCAGUGCUUGGGGGAGGGGUCAAGGAUGAGCUUAUUGGGAUCAAUAAGCAUUUACUUAUCGGGCACACCCCUAAAGGUCACCCAGAUGAGGUUAUAGAAUACAAUCCUUCAUUUCACUGGCUAUUAGUUGACCUUGCAUUGAACCCACAACCUGUUUUCACCUCACUAGCUUAAAGUAGUGCACACUCUCCCAACCAUUGACAUAGAGCAUCUGCCCUUUGUGUUUGCUCUGCCAACUGCAGACUCAACUGAAUUCUUGCUGUAAUCAAAUUUAACAUUUACUCGCAUAUCCUGUCAUGCUGAGUACUUGGUCAGGAAUGAGAAAAAUGUAAAUGAAUGCUUAACAGUUUUAUUCAGAAUUAGAGCUCGUAAUAUUUAUGAAUGUUAUUUUUUAAAAAGGCUCACUUGAAUGGUAACACUUACUUAAUGUAAUUUAAGAUGAUUGUUGAUGUAUGUAGAGCUGUACCAUCAGACUAUGCAGUUGAGGGGGCGGUAAUGAGCUGAUCCAGCAGACAGAGAUAAAUACUUGUCUUUCUUUCCAAAGUCAUCUUUGAGAAAAUGAUCAUCAUAUUUGGUGCUGGCCACCAACUGAUGGUUAAGCAUCAUAUUUUUACUAAAAUGGAAUAAGCCCAUCAUGUGAAGCUGUGAAAAUGCUAUACAGUGAUCAGCCUUUGAGGAACUGCAAAAACAAAUCCUACACAAGGAAUCCAGGACUAGUGUAUUUUAUUGUGUAUUUUGUAUCCUUCUGAGAGUGAGGUGUGACUUCUGUACUGGCAGCAUGCUCUAAAUGAAAACUGUCAGGCCUUUAUAUUUGUUGGAGAUCUAUUUAGUAGUGAGUAAUCAAGACUAUUAUCUAGCAACUUGUUAUUCUGUAAUGUAAAACAUGAUUUAAACACCAGCUUUUGAUCCAAAUGUGAGAACCAGGUUAAACAUUCAAAUGAUACCUGCAAAUUGUAACUUCAGAGUUUUAAUUAUUGUGCUGGAUAUUGUAGUUAAUCAUGUUUUCAGGCUUUUUAGUGUCAAUGGAAAUUGGAGUGAAGAGCGUUGUAGACGCAGGUGUUUUCUUUGUUAUUGUGGGUUAUUAUUAUGGGUCUUAAGUUGAACUGUACUAGCUUCAGAACAUGAAAUGGCUGUUGAUUGCCUUCUCACUCUGUAUGUCUGCAAUAACACUAGAGGCAUUUCUGUUAUGAUGGUUUUGCCAUUUGUGAUCUAUAGAUGUCCUGUAUGUCAAAGCGCUUUUAUUUUCCUUUGCAGUGAAUGAUUCUUGUAGAUUGCUGAUUUAAACGCUGUAAUUCAUAUAAAAAUAAGAAGUAUGAUCAAGUAGCACGGCACAGAAACUACAAGUGUAAUUAAUGUUUGUUUAUAAAUGAAGAAAAGUGUGGAAGGCAUCAUGAGUUAAAUUUUAAAGCCUUUGGUUUUCUUGUGAAAAAAUAAAUACAU